Molecule: messenger RNA, 2340 nt
Organism: Pistacia vera
Lineage: Eukaryota; Viridiplantae; Streptophyta; Magnoliopsida; Sapindales; Anacardiaceae
Product: protein FAR-RED IMPAIRED RESPONSE 1-like
Exons: 4
Biological process (GO): regulation of DNA-templated transcription
Molecular function (GO): zinc ion binding
Source: RefSeq, a predicted model, not a curated record
AUGGAAGAGUACAAUGAAAAAAAACCAGGGAACUCUAUUUUUGAAGCCAAUGUUAUUGAGGAUAAUGAUUAUCAAGAAAUAGAAGAUACAAGAACUGCAGAAGCGGAAUGGGAGCCUAAGCCUGGAAUGGUUUUUGAUUCUUUUGAUGAGGUUUUCCAAUACUACAAAAACUAUGGAAAUAAAAUGGGUUUUAAAUUUAUGAUAAGAUCUUCAAAGAAAGGAGAUGAUGGAGAGUUGAAAUACGUGAAAAUGGCUUGUAGUUGUAGUGGGAAGUCGAGUAAUGAAUCUAGAAAUGCAUUUAACAUGCAUCCAAUGACAAAAACUGAUUGUAAGGCUCGUAUUACUACAUCUCUACGUUAUGAUGGAAAAUGGCAAAUAUGUUCAACUAUCGUAGAUCAUAACCAUGAACUCACUACUCCUGACAAAAGUAGAUAUUUCAAGAAGAAUCAAAUAAUACAACCGUUCGUGAAAAGGAAGCUUGAAGUGAACGAUAGAGCCGGGAUUAGAGCAAGAAAAAAUUUCAAUUCCUUAGCAGUUGAAGUUGGCGGAGCUGAGAAUUUGUCUUUCCUACAGAAACAUUGUAGGAACUACAUUGAUAAAGUUAGGAGGCUACGACUUGGUGUUGAAGAUGCUUCUGCAAUUCAAGAUUAUUUUUUGAAGAUGCAAAAGGAGAAUUCGAAUUUCUUCUACAUAAUGGAUUUAGAUGAAGAGUGACGAUUGUAGAAUGUUCUAUGGGUGGAUGCAAGGAGUAGGGCUGCAUUUAAAGAAUUUGGUGAUGUUGUGACAUUUGACACUACAUAUUUGACCAACAAGUAUGUUAUGCCGUUUACUACUUUUGUUGAUGUUGAUCAUCAUGGCCAUUCAACAUUGCUAGGUUGUGGGUUAAUCUCUCAUGAGGACACAUAUACAUUUGUAUGGCUUUUUCGGUCUUGGCUUACAUGAAUGUGGAAUUGUGCUCUUAAGACAAUAAUCACCGAUCAAGAUAGAGCAAUGCAAAAUGCAAUCAAGAUUGUGUUCCCCGAUACACGACACAGAUGGUGUUUAUGGCAUAUAAUGAAGAAAUUGCCUGAGAAGUUGAAAGGUUAUUGUGAAUGUGAAAAUAUUAAGUUUAGUUUACAAAAUGUCGUCUAUGAUUCAUUGACACGAGAGGAGUUUGAGGAACGAUGGAAUAGGUUCAUUGAUAGACACAACCUUCACACUAAUGAGUGGUUACUUGGAUUGUAUAAUGAAAGACAACGUUGGGUGUCGGCAUUUGUAAAAGAUACCUUCUGGGUAGGUAUGUCUACUACUCAAUGUAGUGAAAGUAUGCAUGCAUUCUUUGAUGGGUAUGUAAAUUCAAAAAUGACUCUAAAACAGUUUGUUGAACAAUAUGAGAAUGCAUUGGAUGAUAAAGUGGAAAAAGAAAAGGAAGCUGAUUUCAGAUCUUUUAAAUCAUGGAUCCCUUGCAUAAGCACUUAUCCUAUGGAGAAACAAUAUCAAGAUGCAUACACCACUGCUAAAUUCAAAGAGUUUCAACAAGAGCUUGCUGCUAAACUCUAUUGUGAAAUAUCUUCUUGCAAAGAUGUUGAUUCAUGUAGGGAAUUUAUAGUGAAGGAAGUUGUUAUGGUUGGAGAGACAUGUCGUCGUGAUUCUUUUCUAGUGUGCUUUGAUGAAAGUAGUUGUGAAAUUCGUUGUAAUUGUCGAUUGUUUGAGUUUAGAGGAAUUUUAUGUCGACAUGCAAUUGUUGUGUUGCUUCAUAAGGAUAUUUAUCAAGUUCCUGAAAAGUACAUUUUAAGGUGGUGGAGGAAAAAUAUAUACAGAUGUCACACCAAAGUUCGCAUAAGUUAUAACAGUUGGAGCACAAAUGCUGAAGGACAACGUUUUGAUCAGUUGUGUAAUGCAUUUUCUGUGGUAGCAGAUUUGGCAUCAAACAAUGACAAUGCUUGUAAUAAGGUGAUGCAAAUGAUCAGUGACAUGAAGAAGGAUUUGGAGUUGACUGAAAAGGCUGCAAAUUGUAUAACAAACUGUGAAAGCGUUCAAUGUAAUUCAAAAGAGGGGAGUAGUAUUAUUCUGACUUCACGGUCUAUUCAUAGCAAAGGUCGACCUCCAAUAAAAAGAAAGCAAUCAAAGGUUGAACAAAUUGUCGGGAGUUCCCAACAAUCAAUAGAAGCAAUUGACGUUGGUGCAUUAGCGAUUAACAUCCAAGGAGGUGAAGCUAGAGGUCAUUGCUGUUGGUUUCUUUUUGCUACUGCUGGGGCUGCUGUCCCUGGGGCUGUUUUGCUGUCGUUGGGAUUUUUCUUUGCUGUUGCUCGGGGUGAUUUUGCUACUGCUGUUGGGAUUUUGGUUGUUGCUCCUGGCUAG